AUGCGUACAGGAUCGAGACUCCUAUGGGCGGCUACUUCGGCAGCCAGCCGCGCCCUUCUUGUCAUUGCGCAACUUUCGGGCGACGCCAACUCGAUCGUGGAACCAGCCGAAUUCAACAUUGAAGAAGCGCUCCUGCAGCACGGCAUCAACGUGUCUGGGAUUCCCGACCUGUGCAGCUCGUUGAGAUUCAUCUACGGCGACGACGCAGUCGAGACGAAAGACGAGGCAGCUUAUACCGACUUCUUCAGCCUCUAUUGGUCGACGAUACAGGCCGAGGUCAGGCCGUAUUGUAUCUUCAAGCCGUUCGAACCAGAGCACGUAUCGGUCGUCGUACUUCUAUCGCGCCUGACGCAGUGCCCCUUCGCGGCCAAGAGUGGCGGCCAUGCUGCGAUGGCGGGAGCAUCCAGCAUCGAGGGCGGCAUCACCGUCUCCUUUACGAAUAUGAGGGGAAUUUCGUUGUCUGCAGACAGGAAGGUUGCCUCGGUCCAGCCCGGGAACGUCUGGGGCGAUGUGUACCAAGAGCUGACCAAGUACGACGUCACUGUCAUUGGGGGGCGGAUAUACAGCGUCGGCGUUGGGGGGCUUACGACCGGAGGCGGAAUCUCCUUCUUUUCUGGUCUGUACGGCUGGGCCUGCGACAACGUGGACAGCUACGACGUCGUGAUCGCAACCGGAGCCAUCGUCCGAGUCACGGAGACGUCGUUCCCGGACCUUUUCUGGGCCCUCCGCGGCGGCGGGAACAACUUCGGCCUCGUCGUCGGCUUCAACUUCCGCACCGUCCCGCUCCCCGGCGGCAACAUGUGGGGCGGGUCCCGGACCUACACCGAAGAACAAUUCCCCCGGAUCGCCGAGGCCUACGCCAACAUCAUCGCCAACGCCGAGGAGGACCCCAAGGCCGGCCUGUGGCACGUGUACCUUUACCUCAACGGCACCAAGCUGUCGCCGACGACACUGUACUACGCGGAGCCGGACGGCGGCGACGCCGACAUCUUUUCCGAGUGGAACACCAUCCCCGCCGUCGCCGACACGACGCGGAACCGCGCCGUCGCUGAUUACGCCAGGGAGAACGCGGAGAACACGCCUUUUGGCCUGCGGGAGGUCUUCGCCGUGAUCACCACCAAGGCCGACGUCGAGAUCGUCAACCUGGCGCGAGACAUCUACUUCGAAGAGGUCCUCGCGGUCGCGGACGUGCCGGGCAUCGUGCCCUGCCUGGUGGCCCAGGGCAUCACGGUGCCGAUGCUCAAAGCGAUGCGGAGGAGCGGCGGCAACGCGCUGGGGCUGGACGUCGAGGACGGGCCGUUCUACAUCCUGGAGGUGUCCGUCAUGUGGAGCGAUCGAGGCGACGACGACGCCGUGUACGCGUUCGCGUCGGCGGUGCUGGGCAGGGUCAACGCUGAGGCCAAGGCGCGCGGGCUGGACAGCGACUACGUCUACAUGAACUACGCCGCCCAGUUUCAGGACGUCGUCGCCGGGUACGGGGCGGAGAACAAGGCCCGGCUGAAGCGGAUCGCGAAGAAGUACGACCCGAAGGAGGUCUUCCAGAAGUUGCAGCCGGGGUAUUUCAAGCUCGACCGCGCACCGGUUUCGGACCCGCGACCCGAAGAUCAGUUUGCGGAGUUGGUCAAGAUCGACGGCCGCGUAGACGAGACUGCCGUUGCCGCAGUGUACGAUCAUCUCAAGCCCGUCUCGCCCGAACUCCUCGUCGGUCAGUGGGAAGGAGGCAGCUUCGACACCGGCCAUCCGACCCAUCAACAGCUUCGCAACUUCAAGUGGGCCGGCAAGGACUUCCGAUCCGUCGACGAUGUUGACCCCAUCAUGCGCUACGACAAGGACGGCAAGCGGACAUGGUUAUCCGAGUACGGCCACGCGAGGGUCCGCGAGGUCAGGUUCCGCGGCGUCGUGACCGCGUCGAUGGUCUACGACAAGUUCCCCAUCAUCGACUCUUUCCGCUACGUCGACGACAACACUGUGAUUGGCGCCAUGGACAACAAGGACAUUCGGGGUUUCGGGACGUAUUAUUUCUACUUGAGGAGGAGGAGGCCACAGAGCAAGGUCUAG
Molecule: messenger RNA, 2058 nt
Organism: Colletotrichum higginsianum IMI 349063
Lineage: Eukaryota; Fungi; Ascomycota; Sordariomycetes; Glomerellales; Glomerellaceae
Product: FAD binding domain-containing protein
Exons: 6
Coding region: 1-2058 (685 amino acids)
Molecular function (GO): FAD binding; oxidoreductase activity
Source: RefSeq, a predicted model, not a curated record